AUGAACUUAGAGUCCUUAUUUCAGCACAUCGUCCUCACCGAGCAGCAGGCCGAGGAGAGUCGCCGUUUGAUGCGAGAAGUAAGAUCCGAAACAACUAGAUGUCGUGAAAAAAUUAAGAAAGCAACAGAGAAGCUGAAUGAAGAGAAAAUCAAGUUGGAAUCUCAGGUUCAGCAGUUUUCUGAAAAAUCCUUCUUCUUACACCUUUUGAAAAUUCAUGAAAAUGCUUUAGAAAGACAAUUCAGUGAAAUUACAAAUGAAAGGAAUAUGCUUCUCCAAACCUUUGAGGCUACAAAGAAAAAAGUAAUGGAGGAGGAGGAAAAAUUUAUGAAAGAAAUUACAGACUUCAAUAAUGAGUAUGAAAUAACAAAGAAAAGAGAACUUUUGAUGAAAGAAAAUGUCAAGAUCGAAAUAUCUAACUUAGAAAACCAGGCAAACAUUUUGAAAAUGGAAAUGAAGUCAAUGGAACGUGACAGUGGCCCAUUAAAUGAACUCCAAAAACAA
This is a messenger RNA of Propithecus coquereli (Coquerel's sifaka), 501 nucleotides long. RefSeq names its product coiled-coil domain containing 172 (gene CCDC172). The record is from RefSeq and is a predicted model, not a curated record. The annotation marks the transcript as partial. Gene Ontology annotation, cellular component: cytoplasm. NCBI's taxonomy places the organism in Eukaryota, Metazoa, Chordata, Mammalia, Primates, Indriidae. The transcript is spliced from 5 exons.